Thlaspi arvense is the source of this 570-nucleotide messenger RNA. NCBI's taxonomy places the organism in Eukaryota, Viridiplantae, Streptophyta, Magnoliopsida, Brassicales, Brassicaceae. The record is from the annotation of a GenBank genome assembly.
AUGUAUCAGAUGCUUCAGUCUCGACCAGUAGUGGAUCCUCCCAGUCCAAGCGAUUCUCACUCAGUGUCUUCACUCCACAGCCUUACACUGAGCGUCUUCCUCAUCGUCCUCAUCCUCCUCAUCACUCUUUUGAUCACCUUCUCCAUCUACUUUCUCCUCCGACGUCUCCGCCGCUCGCUCCUCCCUCCACACUCGAGUUCCGGCGAUUGCGCCAUCUGCUUGUCCCCGUUCCAGCCUGAGGACAAGCUCCGUCACCUCCCGCUCUGUUGUCACGCUUUCCACGCCGACUGCAUCAGCGUCUGGCUCGUGUCGAACCAGACAUGCCCUCUGUGCCGCUCUCCUCUCUUAGCUUCUGAUGACGCGACUACGACAGCGGAGAGUUUGGCAGCGGAUAUAGGUCAUGAUGGUUCCAGGAGCUGGCUGAGGGAUCUCUCACGUGGUGUAUCCUCCCGUGCAUUAUCCUUUAGAGACUCCGGUAGGUAUUUUACCGGGAGCAGCCGUCGCACGGUCGUGGAUUUGGAGGCCGGAGAAGAGAUCAGUGAGUAUUUCCGGUGGCUCUCGUCGGUCUGA